CGAUAGUGGAGCCCAAAACAGAGUGUUUUGCGGGUGCAGUUAGAAGAUUCUCCGCUCAGCUGCACAUCAGAUGAUCAGAUCACAAGCUCUUGCGUCGUCGCCAUUCCAUUCCCAUCGCUGCAUUUAAACCUCUCACGUCCAUGUCAUCAACACCUUUAACACAGUUGUGUGAAAUUACUAUAUAUUUUUAUUUUUAUAUAAAGAGAAAAAGAAAAAGUUGACCGAUACCACAUUAUCACCGCCUCGCCUCCUUCCUUCACGUCGUCCACCGCCGCCGCAGCCGGAGCUUCUGCCAUACUGAGCCUCAUUGACGGUGAUGUUACGGCCGUUCAUCCUCUCGAUCGCAUCUCUCGUGGAUUGCUAGCUAAUCUUCCAAACUCACGAAUCCGAAACCUCUAGGUCUCCCAGUCUCGCCAUAGAUGAGCCGGAGAAGGUGGAAGCGUAUAUCAUGUCAUAAAUUUCAAUCACACAUCGAAGUGGUAAACUGGUAGUUGUUUUAAUGCACUCUCUGUUUCCUGGGGUGGAGUAGUUGAACUUGAGAUUAUCAUAAAGCCCCCUCUUCCAUAAUCCUGAUUGUCAUCCCAUCUUGUUGAUUGAAGCUGCAGUAAAUUUUCAACUGCAGCAACUGAAGAUCAAGUAGCUUGAGAAAGGCAACCAUGGACCAUGGGAAUAAUGAAUCAGAGUUUAGAAGAAGUGGAUCUUUUGCACGGACUAGCAGUUCCUGUUCUAUGCAGAGGAGUUCUCGUAACUUAUCAUUUUCUUUUUCACUACAGCUGGAAAAUGACGAUGGAAGCGAAUCAGUAUCUGAAGCAGGAGAUAUUGGGGAUAGGGCACUUUGCAGCAAUAGGUACAGUGGUAGACUAGCUUUAUCUGCUGAAAGUGCUGCAGAAAGUGGAAUGGUUGUGCCCAUUGCAGAGGAAGGUUUCUGCUUUUAUGAUCCAGUUGCUACAAAUAAUGUUUCUCCUGUAUCACCAUCUAUUCUGGAUAUCAUAUCACCUGAUUUUGAAGAGGAGGUGCCAUGGUGGUUGGAAUAUUUUUCAAGCCUAUUGUUUCUCGCUGUUUUUGGAAUCUUAGGGGUUUUACUAAGGUAUGGUCUUCAAAAAUUGUUUGGACCAGGACAUGUUGGUGCCACAAGUGAUCAAAGCUAUAUGUAUCUUGACCUUCCUUCUAAUGUGGUUGGUUCAUUUUUAAUGGGUUGGUUUGGGGUGGUUUUCAAAGGAGAAAUUUCCAAAAUUUCAGAUCAGUUGGCCAUGGGAUUGACAACUGGUUUUCUGGGAAGCCUUACUACUUUUAGUGGUUGGAACCAGAAGAUGCUUGAACUCAGCGUUGAAGGUCAAUGGGUUUUUGCAGUACUUGGCAUUAUUUUUGGCUUGUUUCUUGUAAGCCACUCCAUUAUUUUUGGUAUUGAGACUGCAAAGGGCGUUCGAUGGAUUGUUAGAAAAACAGCUACGAGUAAAAAUUCCAGCUCUGAAAGCUCUUGGAAGAUGAACAGUUUCAAAUGCCAUUUGGUAGUUUCAGCAGCAUUGCUACUUAUUCUUGGUGCUCUAUGGAGUACAUGUAUAGCACUGGAGGCACAUGAAUUCAAAAGAGGCAACAGUGAAGCCCAGCUGUGGCUGGCUUGUCUCGUCGGACCAUUUGGUGUCUGGAUCAGAUGGUUCUUAGCACGGUUAAAUGGGCGUGGUUUAGGGAAAUCUGGCUCGUUGAAAUGGGUACCCUUUGGAACCAUCAUUGCCAAUGUCUCUGCAGCCUGUGUCAUGGCAGCACUAGCAACCUUGAAGAAAGCGGUGAAAACCAAGGAUUGCGAUACGGUUGUGGCGGGAAUUCAGUUCGGGCUGCUGGGCUGUCUUAGUACUGUGUCUACCUUUGUUGCUGAAUUUCAUGCCAUGAGAGAGAGCAAAUACCCAUGGAGGGCAUAUGCUUAUGUCUUAGCUACAAUACUUACAUCUUUCAUAUUUGGGACUCUUCUGUACUCUGUACCAGUGUGGACAAUGGGAUAUAAAUAGAUGAUGAUGGUUAAUUCUAGAAACACCAGCUUAAACGGAAAGUCAAACUUAGAACUUAUGGUUAUCAA
Molecule: messenger RNA, 2071 nt
Organism: Ipomoea triloba (trilobed morning glory)
Lineage: Eukaryota; Viridiplantae; Streptophyta; Magnoliopsida; Solanales; Convolvulaceae
Product: fluoride export protein 2-like
Exons: 7
Coding region: 657-2003 (448 amino acids)
Biological process (GO): fluoride transmembrane transport
Cellular component (GO): membrane
Molecular function (GO): fluoride transmembrane transporter activity
Source: RefSeq, a predicted model, not a curated record